UCUCCUUGGGCGCCCUCCCUCGCUUCCGCCGUUCGUUCAGUUGCUUAUCGCCGUUCGAAGAUUUACAUUUUUUUUUACUUUUUUUCACGGCGAUUAAAGCCGCGGCAGGUACGCAGAGUUGGGUUCUAAAAAUAAAGCACAUUUUUUUGUUCCGUUUAAGUUUUUUUCCUUCAAACGGAGGUGGGGUGUAGGGGUUAAAAAAGUCGCCUGCUGCUGCUGAGGCGAAUUUCGCGGCCUAGGCUGUCGGGCUUCGCCAAGAAAUGGCGUGCGCUGCGGUGCUGGAGCCAAACCGGGACUUCCCGGCGUGGCUGGAGGCGCAGGGCGUGAACGAGGAGGUGGCCCGGGCCAUGGACUCGGAGCUGGGCAUCCGGGACUACGGGGUCCUGCGCGCCUGCGUCGGGGACGGCCUCGUGCGUGCCGAGCUGCUGGCCGCGGCGCGCGACCGCCUGCCCUUCGGCUUCUACGCCGUGCUGCGGCAGGUGGUGAAGGCCCUGCGGGGCGCCGAGACCCACCAAGACGGCGCCGGGACUCCGCGCUGGGACGACGACGACGCCGCCGCGGCCGCCUCCUCCCCGGGCGACGUGACGCUGGGAGGGCUGGUGGACGUGCUGCUCGCUCUGUUCAGCGGCCUGAGCCGGGAGCUGCUGCUAUCCGCGCGGAGGCUGGGAGCCAUGGACGGAGCCGGAACUUGCGUCGGUGGCUCGAGUCCCGGCGGCGGCGCGGAAGAGGCCGCCAUGGUGGAGCAGCAUCUGAAUUGCACGGAAAAUGAAGAGAUCGGAGACAUCGCUCCGUCCAUCAUCGACGACUUUGGCCAGAACAAGAUGAUGCGCAUCAUCAAAAUGGAAGAACACGAGGAUGGGGACAAUGGAGGCGAGGGAUCGGUGGACGACAACGACGAUGGCGGCGGCGGAUGGCGGGCGCAAGACGGAGCGGACGGCAUGGCCGCCUCGUGCAUGGAUGGAUCGGGUAAGAGUGAGGAAUGUCAUUCGGGGUACAUCAUCGAUGAUGUGACGUCGCUCCAGGGCACCGCCGCCCCGCACCUCCUCCGGCGCGGCCGCCCGUAUAGCGCUAUCGCCCUCGCGUCGUCGCAAGUGCCGGGCGAGACCCACGACCCCGAGUGGAGCCCGGCGGGUCCGCCUUACGAUGGGCACCUGUCGACCGCGGGGAGAAGCGAGCCGGGCGGGCAGGGCCGGCGGGAGGGGCCGCUCGCGAAGCGCACGGCGGCGUCGGCGGCGGCGGCGACCUCAAGCGGUAAAAGGGCGGAAAGUGACUCAAGGUUCGCCAUCAAUGACGUCACGUCACUGCUGAGCACCGAAGGGCCCCUUUCGUCGCCACGAAACCCUAGCUUCCUCGCGCGAUGGCAAGACUCGGGCGCAUUCAACGGCAGCGUAGAACGAUGGGAUUUCGCCUCGGCCGCUGACGCCGGCUCGACAUCCGCGCGUCCCGCCAACCCGUGCGUCCCGCAGCAGAACGGGGCGGCUGCGGCGGCAGCGCAGGCCUGGCGAGGGGCGGCCUUCCCCGAGCGGGAGCGGCCGGGCGCCCCUCCGUGCGUCCGCGGCGAGCGCGGCCAGUUCCCGAGUUACGACUUCCUGAAGAGGCACGCGGCGGAGGCACGGAGGCUAGCGGCGGAAGGACACGCGGAGGAGCGACACGCGGCGGCGGCGGCGGCGGCGUCGGCGGCGUCGGCGGCGGCGAGGCAAUUGGCCGAGGCGCACGUGCCGGAGGGCCACGCGCCGGAGGGGCACGCGGCGGAGAGGCCCUACCGCUGCCACGUGUGUGGCCUUACCUUCAAGCGGCUGGCGCACGUACAGCGGCACCAGCACACGCACACGGGCGAGAAGCCGCACCGCUGCGGCGCGUGCGGCCGUGCCUUCGCCCUCUUCUCCACGCUGAAGCUGCACCGGCGGACGCACACGGGCGAGCGUCCUUACCGCUGCGACGUCUGCGGGCAGACGUUCUCGCACCACUAUAGCUUCAAGCGGCACCAGCGCACGCACGCGCGCGUUGGCGACGAGCUCGCCGCGGUCCCGCCCAUCGUUCAGCAAUACGAGGGGGUCGUAACGUCUCCGCUGCUCGAAUGAGUAUUGGGGGGGGGCGGGUGGCGGCGGGUGGCGGACGGGGGAGGUGUGUUCGUUGCUGUUGGACUUCUGCGAAACUAGCGGUGGAAAUUCCACAUUCCCCUGAUGGGGGAGAAUUGCUGUCCCCCCCCCAACCCACUCUACAUCGGAUGACCGCUGUUGUCUUUCACGGAGUCGUGCUAAAUUGAUUGAUUUAUUGAGUUGGAUGGGGCCUGCAUUGGCCCACCAACUUGGGACUUGAACUUGGUUGGUUUCAUCUUCUUGGUUCGUUCGGUAAAGUCACGUAGAAUGAAAAAAAAAACGUAAUAAAAUGAUUCUCACCACGUUUCGGCCACAACGCAAGCAGCCGUCCUCAGGUGAAGAACAGGUCUGUCGAGAAGACAGAGUCUGAAUGGCACGCCCCAGGCUUGGAGCGACUAUUUAUGCUGGGAUGGUUGGUUUGCCUGGUCCCGGCGGUGGUCAUAUCGAUCCACAGUCCUGCCUACGGCGGAUCGACUGUUUUAGCCCAAAGCCAACCAAUGAAGGCUUUCGAACAAAAAAUGUACGUUUCUGAAAAGUGUUUAAACAUUUUCUCAUUGUAAAUGCGGAGAGGGCAAACGCGGACAUGACACAGCAAAGCGAAAGCUGCAUGGCUCUUACUAGUUGGCCAUUUUUAACAAUGGGUGUUUAGUCAAUCCUCUCUCCCCCAAAGAUGAUGUUGCUCAUAAACGUGUUGCUUGCGUUGGCAUGCAUAUUUUUUAUUAUCCCCGGGAUGUUUCGCUUUUAUACGUUCGUGCUCCGAAAGAAUUGUUACGGCUUUCCGUAUUUGUUCUCUGUGAAACACAGAUACAGUAUGCAUAGUGGAUGUUUUUGUUGUUUUUGGGGUUAUAUCGCAUACAUAUAAAUGUGUCGUUAAACCCCUCACCAGCCAAUGAUUAGACAGGUUUGUCACGUAAACAACACUUGCCGAUUCGUUACGAGCUCAGCACAACGGUUGUGCUGGAGAGUAAUCCCACAACAUUUUCCUUUAUUAUGGACAACGUUGGUCGCGAAAUCCUACGUGUUAAAACAGAUACAGAACAUGUUAAAACGUCGGACGUGAGAUCACAUGUUCUGAAAGUGGUAGUUGGGGACUUAAGAUUUUUGCUUUGUAAAUAUCAACCUGCUUUUUGGGUUGUUUUCUUCCGGUGUAGUAAUAUCGAGCGGAGGUAUUGCUCUGACGGUGUGCUGCUACGAAAUGCAUUCGGAACUCGGCGACGAGAGGAAAUGCUGGAUGGGUUUUUUUGUGGACUGCACUUUUUAAUAAAAUCGACGACGUACAUUGUCUUGCUCGCACCGCGAAAGUAAUUGCAUGGAUUGUUUGCCGAAAAGCGCGCGCAAGUCCCUCCCAAACUUUUGUCAUAAACAAGCGGCGUUAAUCGUAUGGAAUUGGUGCAGCUCUCUGAUCGUUCGAACCACUGUGUCCUCCUGUAGGUAAAGAGGCAGAGAGUCACUCAGGGUUCCUCAUCAAUCGCGUGGAGUCGCUGCAGAGCACCAAACCCCUCCUUCCGUGGUCAGAAAAAACUAGCGCCGUGGCACAAUCGCAGGAGCCCCAAGCGCCAGCGGAAUCCGGCGC
This is a messenger RNA of Lethenteron reissneri (Far Eastern brook lamprey), 3672 nucleotides long. Its product is annotated as oocyte zinc finger protein XlCOF8.4-like. Gene Ontology annotation, cellular component: nucleus. The record is from RefSeq and is a predicted model, not a curated record. NCBI's taxonomy places the organism in Eukaryota, Metazoa, Chordata, Hyperoartia, Petromyzontiformes, Petromyzontidae. Gene Ontology annotation, biological process: regulation of gene expression.